Messenger RNA from Stylonychia lemnae, 3186 nucleotides. The record is from the annotation of a GenBank genome assembly. NCBI's taxonomy places the organism in Eukaryota, Ciliophora, Spirotrichea, Sporadotrichida, Oxytrichidae.
AUGCAUUCGCUAAACGGGUUUGCAAAUAUGCAGUCAGAUCAACGUGAUGUCAACAGCAUGUUUUCUAAGCUUGCUAUCAAUGAGUCACAGAAAUACUAUAGCAAAUAAAGCACCACAAUAGAUUCCUCGCAAAUUAAUAUCUAAGCUAAAGAGAUUGGCUCGGAAAAUACGAAUACACAGCAAACAUCUAUUUACCCUGAGUCCCUUUUUUCAAGAGCAUUUACUGAUAACUUUGACUAGAGUUAUAGACAGACAACACUCGACAACAGAAAUUAGCAAAUCCAACCUAAAACAGAGCUUAGCAAUGACUACUAAUCUGUAUCUUUUAACGCGAAGUAAAUAUAUUGGCAAAUAAUGAAUAAUAGUGGCAGGGGAUCCUUUACAAGUAGACAGAGCUAAGUAAAGAACACUUCGACAGAAAAAUCAAAUGAGGUAAUGAUCAGCAACAUAGAUCGAGAGACAACAGGAUGCAUCUUGAAUGAUCUCAAUGUUCAUGACGUGAUUGAUCUAGACUAUAAACUUAUUAAAUAGUGCAUCUUGAUUGUCAAGUUUCAAAACUAAGAGUCAGCUAACUGGGCAAUUUAGAAAUAUGACGGAGCCAAUAUCAAUGGAAGAAAUUUAAAAGUCAACAUUAUGAUGUCAAAACAAAUUAGAGGAGGUAGAAGAUAGAAAAGUAAAACAAAACUGUUCGAAAUAAAUGAGAACCUAGCAGACGGAGACGAAGAUCAUGGAUCUUCUGACACCAGUGAUGAAGCAAACAAAGUAAGAUCAGUAAGCUUAAACAACCCUAGCUCUACCUCAUCAGUAAAAAAGAACUUAAAUAAUACUCAAUUUGGCGAUAGAAAUGCUAUGCCCACUGAGUAACCUAUCCACAUAAAAAGCCAUCUUGAAAAUAAUAUAUUAAACUCUAAAAUUGCAGGAGGAGUUUAGAUUAACUAAAAUAACUCCCAAAUCCUCGGUUACAUGAAUUAAAUACCUUAGCAGAAAUAAUCAUAGCAAUAAUACUUUAAUCAGAUGGCAUAUUAUGGCCCACAGAUACAAAUAAAUCAAUAACCUUUGCAAAAUUAAAUUCAACAAAAUUAGAACCAAUAAAACAUGUUGCAAUUCAAUAAUAGUUAGAUGCCAUUUAUUGGGAAUCCAAAUUAAACUUAUAUCUAAUAAUAGCCCAAUUUUAUGCAAGGCUAAAUUUAGAACCAACCUGUAGUCGUUUAGAACCCGAAUGUCUAUAUCAAUGCUACUGGACUAUAAAUGAAUGAGUUUCAGCAGUAAAAUUAGUUUAUACAGAGAACAUCAUUGAAUGCCAUUUAAGGGAAUACCCCCAUACCAGCUUAGAGAUAAUUAUAGUAAUUCAUGAUGAAUGCAAAUAAUCAAAGCAGGAAUAAUUUGAAAUUGAAAAAUUAAGUUGGCAAAGAAGAGUUAUCUAAGACAUAAGAUUAAACUACAAAGAGGUUGAGCAAUUUGUCAACUGGCUUAUAACUGUCAACUUCAAACAAUAACAACAUAAACAAUUAGAGCAUGAGCAACUUGUAGAAUACAGAUGAUCAAGAGAAUGUCUAAGACCAUAUGAGUGAUCAUUAUUCUUCAGCUUUUGGUUACAACUCCUCCUCAUCAGGGCUAAUGAUACAAUAGCCUUAACCAUAGUAAAAUCUGCACUUUAGUGUACUUGAAAAUUAAAAUAGCCUCGGCAUAAUUAAUGGAAGCAUCGAUGCCUCACAAGAGGAUAAUUUAUCAAAUAGGUUAAGGGACGAUGAAAUGACAUGGCAGCCUUAGAAUGAUAAUGCAUUUGGAUCUGAAACAGAAAGUAACUAAUAAAACAUGAUUAAUGCCAUAUAUACCUAAAAUAUGAAGAAUAUUUCAACAAAAAGUGAUUCUGAUCAAUCUUAUCCAAUGAUGCAAUAAAUACCCUUACCAUAAUAUCAAAGUCCAGUUGAGUAGAAAUUUGCCAUGACUUCCAGAGGACAAAAAAAUCUCAACAACUCUCUAGAACAGAUAUUUCAAGGCCCAAAUUCUGGUCGCUAGUCACCAGCAUUCUCAACACCAGGAUCGAUUAAACAUACUAAUUCUUUCAAUAAAUUUAAUUCAAGUUAAACAUUGGGUGCAAUCUUUAGAAAUAACAAUGAAAUUAAUGCUUUAUCUAACACACAUUAAGGUGCACCUAUUCAUAAUAGGAAUUUUUCAGAUUAAUAGCCAUUCUAUCAAUCAGAAAUGAUGCAAAAGCAUUAGUAAUUUUACAUGAGCCAAAAUAUCAAUACAAAUUACUUAAAUUAGUCGAUGCAAAUUAAUCAAAUGCUUUAUUAAAAUAAUUACUUGUCAGCAUCAUCAUCAGAUUUGCAUAACAAUAUAAGCUAAUAUGGCCUACCAUUAUCAACUAAUUGUCAACCUCUGUUAAGCUCAUCAAAUUCAUCUUUUGAUAUUAGUCUCAGUACAGGCUAAAAUAGGAAGAAGAAGUACCUAAAGGAAUUUAAAAAUCAUCAAUCUUUGAAAAAUGCUUAUAGUGAUUCUUCAUUUUUAAGUUAGGAUUCGCAAAACUAUGAGUUAGACAUAGAAAAAAUUAAAAAAGGGGAAGACUUAAGAACAACCAUUAUGAUUAGAAACAUCCCUAAUAAGUAUGUACAAACUACAUUAUUGAAUGAAAUCAACAAGAACCACCAAGGAAAAUAUGAUUUUUUGUAUCUUCCUAUAGAUUUCUAAAAUCAGGCUAAUGUAGGCUAUGCUUUCAUAAAUUUUGUGGAUCCUUUAUUUAUUCUUGAUUUCCAAAAAGAGUUCCAUAAACGCAAAUGGGCUAAAUUCAACUCACAAAAGAUAUGUGACAUAAGAUACGGUCGAAUUCAAGGACUCUAUUUGUUAAGUAAUCAUUUCAAGAGUUCAAGCGUUUUAAAUCAAUAGGACGAAGGAUUAAGACCCAGAAUCUUUGAGUAAAACAACAAGAAAGACUGGUCGUAUGAACUUAGUAAAAUAUGCCAGAAGUAUGGCAUUUAAUAGCAGUAUCUUGGAAGAUUUAGCAGUAGCGGAGGACUGAUCUCGACAAUGGCACAAAAUAGCCUUAAUCAUAGCAUGACUACUGUUAAGAACAAUUAUGGCGGCCAAACCGCAAGUGAUACUCAGCAUAGCAUCGAUAUUCAAUCUUUGCAACUUCCUAAUGAUGAUACAAAAGCAGCAGAACCAGAAGAAUUCAAAAGCUAGUGA